Hibiscus syriacus is the source of this 794-nucleotide messenger RNA. RefSeq names its product transcription repressor OFP16-like. Gene Ontology annotation, biological process: negative regulation of DNA-templated transcription. NCBI's taxonomy places the organism in Eukaryota, Viridiplantae, Streptophyta, Magnoliopsida, Malvales, Malvaceae. The record is from RefSeq and is a predicted model, not a curated record. The transcript has a single exon. The coding region runs from base 144 to 794 and encodes 216 amino acids.
GGAGCCUUCCACCUUCUUCCUGGUUCCUGCUCUCUCUCUCUCUAACAUAACAGUAGAGCAAACAUAAUCCAUAAGCUUGCGUUUCAUUUCCUUCUCUAAAUCUCUUUUUUGAGACCACAACUUGUCAACUUGAGGCCAUAAUUAUGCCAAACACCCUGGGAAAAAACCUCUAUCUCUGCUUCAAAAGUAUCAGAUUCCCAUUAGCCUCCCACCUUUCCUCUUCGCAGCCGCUAACCCCAGAUGAUAGCCGCCGUCUAUUAACCUCCUGCACCGCGUCAUCAGCCAUCUUCAAAAACUAUAACUCCCUCUAUGACAACACCUUCGACUACUCAACCUCCAAAUCCUUAACCCACUCUUCAUCUCUCUCCUUCGACCCGGAGCCCGAAUCUGACUCCGAACCCGACUUCGCCACCGUUUUCGCUUCACAGCGCUUCUUCUUCACUUCUCCCGGUAUCUCUAACUCCAUAAUUGAAUCAACACCGUCGCCAUCGAUGGCCACUACGCCGGAGUCAUCGGAUACUGCAGUAUUACCCGGCAGUUCCAGUCCCAUGGAUAUCGCAAAUGAAUCCUCCAACGACGACGGUUGCUGCGAUCGUCCGAGUCAUGAAUAUAGCCCCCCGACGACAGUCGAAAACAGUGUCGCCAUCCCGACCGUCUCUCCCGACCCAUUCAUGGAUUUCAGGAGAUCCAUGCAAGAAAUGGUGGAGGCUCGUGACUUAAUCGACGUCAACGCUAACUGGGAAUACUUGCAUGAGCUUCUCUUGUGUGCUACUAAAGCUGAUGCUUGGAACUAA